AUGGGGAUAGACGACAUAAUCUAUAGCGACACUCUUGUGAAGGUGGGCCUGUUCAUCCUUGUUCAACUUCUGGUUUAUCUUAUUCUAUCAAGUUCUUCCAAUAUCUUCUCGAAUACUGCCCCCAGCCUUAGGGCAACAAGCUUUAGAACAGUUCCGUCAGCUAGUAUUCGCCGGAUAAUGGCUGCUCUCUCCGACUUGCCCGCUGGUGAUGAGACCUCUCCUUCCACCAAAGGCUCAAGGUCCAUCACACGACAAGACUCUAUUACUACCAAUGAUCAUUCUUCGUAG
This is a messenger RNA of Lactuca virosa, 288 nucleotides long. The record is from the annotation of a GenBank genome assembly. Lineage: Eukaryota; Viridiplantae; Streptophyta; Magnoliopsida; Asterales; Asteraceae.